AGACACAAGUACAAUUUCCUCAGUCCUGAACACAGCAGAAUGAGAAUUAUGGACUGGCAGUGUUAAGGUGAUUGGUGUGACAGGGGUCAAACUGGGAAAACAUUGGGGAAUUCCUCAGUUUGUCUCUUUGCCAAACUCACCCAAACCUCUGCUAGGAAGAGAUGGACUGGAAAAGUUGAGGCAGAAAUGGAAUUGAAAACUGGGGCUCUUGACACUGUAAUUGCUGAAACUAAAUGUGUCCAAGCAGCAGCUCUUGUUGUGCAGGGAAUAACUCCUGUCAGCAGCAAGGCCCUGACUGAAGUGGCAGCUGCAGUUGUUCCUGUGGUGUGGGCCAGUGGAGCUGCAGGAGAGUGGAAGAGGGCAGAACCUGUAGGUAUUACCCCUGAUGUGGGAUCUCUAUGGGUAAGGCCAACCCAGUAUCCUUUAAAAUCAGAAUGCCAGACUGGAUUGGUUGCAGGAACAGCUAAAUUGGCUCCUCCUGGUUUGCUUGUAGGACGUGAAUGCAAGAACCUGCCAAGAAAACCAGUGGACAAGAUGAUUGAUUAGUGCAGGACCUGAGAGAAGCACCUUGAAUGACAACCUGGAGGAGUUUCCAGUAUUGGAUUUAAAAGAUGGCCUUUGCAUCUCCUUGAGCAAGGAAAGCCAAGAAAGCUUUGCUUUUGCAGGAGAAAAUGGGGCAAGCAGGCAGGAAGAAGAGAAGCCCCGUGACUCCUCCCUGAGCCCCAGACAGCCCAUGAACUGCCUUGCUGGGAAUGGUGGGACGGGCUGGACUCUGCAUUGCUCCCUCGGGAUGUGUGGAACUGCAGGAACUCCUGGUGCCGCCUGGGCCGAUGGAUUGGACGCCCCAGCCCCUCCGUUCCUGCCCGGCCACUGGGGCCGUGUCCAGUGGUGGCACUGCCAGCCCUGCAGGUGAAGUGGGAAGGGCCUUUGCAGGUCUGGUGGGUCACAUUUAUAGCAGUGGGAUGGAGCCUGGAAAGUGCACAGAGCUGAGCCCAGGGAUUGAAAGGGACCAAGCAAGGGAGGUGAAGAAAGAAGGAAGAAGGGAAGUGAGGCAGCAGGCAAGCAGCACCAAGUUGCUGUGUAAGCAGAAAGUGCAUGGAGCUGAGCCAAGGAACUUAAAGGGACUGAGCAAGCAAAGUCAAGAAAGAAUGAAGAAGGGAACUGAGGCAGCAGCCAAGCAGCACCAAGCUCCUCUACAACCAGGAGAAAAUGGGGCAAGCGGGCAGGAAGAAGAGAAGCCCCGUGACUCCUCCCUGAGCCCCAGACAGCCCAUGAACUGCCUUGCUGGGAAUGGUGGGACGGGCUGGACUCUGCAUUGCUCCCUCGGGAUGUGUGGAACUGCAGGAACUCCUGGUGCCGCCUGGGCCGAUGGAUUGGACGCCCCAGCCCCUCCGUUCCUGCCCGGCCACUGGGGCCGUGUCCAGUGGUGGCACUGCCAGCCCUGCAGUGGGAUGGAGCCUGGAAAGUGCACAGAGCUGAGCCCAGGGAUUGAAAGGGACCAAGCAAGGGAGGUGAAGAAAGAAGGAAGAAGGGAAGUGAGGCAGCAGGCAAGCAGCACCAAGUUGCUGUGUAAGCAGAGUUGAUGUGACUGACUUCUUUUUGAAAUGCAGCAGUGCUCUCAAGGAUAUUUCCCCCGCACUCCUGGGCUUGUGCAGGGCUGUUGAGUCCGUGUGUGCCACUGUUCUUGUCCCAGGGGGACCGAGUGACAUUUGGAACCAAACCUGGGGACUUGAACUCUAGGAAUGUUUCUGUGUCUUUGAAUUUUAAAUUGCACAUGAAGCAGAAAUAUGUUUGUGUUUUCCAGGUUAUAUUGUCAUGAAAAUAGAAAUGCAUCAUUGGAUCUUACUCCUCUGAGGGCAAACCACCAGACUGAUCAUUUCUUAGUCCAUCAGACCCAGUGCCAGGAACUCAGAGGGGUGUUUGUGUGCAAAUGUGCUGAGUGGUGGUGGCCCCCGUGAGACUGUGACCAGCUGGAAAUGUGUGUGUGUGUGUGUGCAGAGCUGGGCUGGAUCCCUUGGGAUUUGGCUCCCAGAUCCCCCCCAGCCUUCAGGAAAACCAGAGGCCACCGAACCCUGAGGGAAGGGAGUCCCAUUUGCAGAAGGGUUUGUAGAUUGGGGAAAAGCUCUCCAGAACAAAGCCUGUGUUCCAAACCCCUUCAGGCCAAAGUCAAGGAGCACAAACCCUGGAGUCAUCAAGUUACGAAGUUUGGUUCAAACCAUUUCCUAAUAAGUCAGUUUUAAUGAAGUGUUAAAAGGAGAACUUAAAUAAGGGUAAUUUCUGAUGGAGAAUAAUGGGAAGAAGUGGUUUAAGUUCCCUAAACAUGUUUUAUAUCAGUCCAUGGUUAUUUAAUUGAGCAUUGUUUGGAAUUUUUCUUUUUGCAUUCGUUCCUGGUGUGCUUUUCUCUAUCUAAGGGAUGUUUGGAGGUCUUUUUGAUUGCUUGAAGGUUUUUAAUGUCAGUGCUGGAUUGGGGUGGACAGUCAUUGUAACAUGAUUUAGAGUUGGAUGCAUUUUA
Molecule: messenger RNA, 2512 nt
Organism: Manacus vitellinus (golden-collared manakin)
Lineage: Eukaryota; Metazoa; Chordata; Aves; Passeriformes; Pipridae
Exons: 8
Coding region: 753-1583 (276 amino acids)
Source: RefSeq, a predicted model, not a curated record